AUGCCCACCGACAUCGAACACACCUCCUCCUCCUCCCGCCGUCCCUCCCGUCUCUCCACCCGCUCCACCCGCUCCAACCACGAUGACGCCAAACUCGACGAAUACACGCGCCUGGUCCGGUUCAUGUCCACCUACCGCGAAAAAGACGCCAACGAUCCCGGGGAGGGUGAGAUCCGCGAAAGUCGCAUCUGGUACGCGCCGUGGAAGAAGCGCAAGUUUCGAUGGAAGCAUGUUGGGUCCUCGAGGGAGUUUCCCGAGGAAUGGCGGAUAACGGAUAUUCAUCAUGGGUUGGCGGAUACGGAUGUGGAGGAGAGGAGACGGUCGGCUGGGUUUAAUGAGUUGAGUUCGCAGAAGGAGAAUCCGGUGGCCAGGCUGUUGUCGUAUUUUCAGGGGCCGAUUUUGUAUGUGAUGGAGAUUGCGAUCCUCUUGGCCGCCGGAUUGAAGGAUUGGAUUGAUUUUGGGGUCAUUAUCGGCAUCCUCUGUCUCAAUGCGGCCGUGGGCUGGUAUCAGGAGAAACAGGCCGAGGAUGUGGUUGCUAGUUUAAAGGCCGAUAUUGCCAUGCGCAGUACUGUGGUCCGGAAUGGGGAGGAGAUGGACAUCCUGGCGAGGGAACUGGUUCCAGGCGAUGUGAUCAUUGUCGAAGAAGGCCAAACUGUCCCCGCCGAUGCCAAGGUGAUUUGCGAUUACGAGGAUGCUGAUAACGGAUGGAACGAAUACCAGAAGCUGCGGGACGAAGGGAAACUGGAUGAGAAAGCGGACGAAAAGUCCAGCGACGAGGGCAGCUCGGAUGAAGAUGAUGAAGACAAUGGCUAUCCUAUCCUGGCCUGCGAUCACUCCGCCAUCACCGGCGAGUCCCUUGCCGUGGACCGGUUCGUCGGCGACCAGGUGUUUUACACCACGGGGUGCAAACGGGGCAAGGCUUAUGCGGUGGUUCAGGCGACCGGCAAAAAGUCUUUCGUGGGACGCACGGCAUCCAUGGUGCAAAACGCGAAGGAUACUGGCCAUUUCCAAAAGGUCAUGGAUAGCAUUGGAACGGCCCUGUUGGUGAUUGUCAUGGCCUGGCUGUUGGCUGUGUGGAUUGGCGGCUUCUUUCGCAACAUUCCCAUCGCCUCGCCGGGUGAACAGACUCUGCUCUUCUAUACGCUGUCCAUUUUGAUUAUUGGAGUCCCUGUCGGUUUGCCGGUUGUCACAACUACCACCCUAGCAGUCGGGGCUGCUUACCUUGCCAACAAGAAGGCCAUUGUUCAGAAAUUGACCGCCAUCGAGUCGCUCGCUGGCGUGGACAUUCUCUGCUCUGACAAAACCGGAACCCUAACCGCCAACCGCCUCAGUAUUCGGGAGCCUUUCGUGGCGGAAGGGGUCGAUGUCAACUGGAUGUUUGCAGUCGCUGCCCUCGCCUCAUCCCAUAAUGUCCGCUCCCUCGAUCCGAUCGACAAGGUGACCGUUCUCUCUGUCAAUCAGUACCCCAAAGCCAAAGAGAUCCUUCAACAAGGGUGGAAGACAGAAAACUUUACCCCAUUUGACCCGGUUUCUAAACGAAUCGUGGCGAAUGUCUCCCUCAACGGCGAGCGGUAUACCUGCACCAAAGGAGCACCGAAAGCAGUCUUGGCUCUAACCAACUGCUCGGAAUCCACUGCGAAGAUGUACAGAGAGAAAGCGACCGAGUUCGCACAGCGUGGCUUCCGAUCCCUCGGUGUGGCCGUUCAAAAGGAAGGUGAAGAGUGGAGUUUACUAGGAAUGCUGCCCAUGUUUGAUCCUCCUCGCGACGAUACAGCACAAACCAUCGCCGAAGCACAGAAGCUCGGCAUCAAGGUUAAGAUGCUGACCGGCGAUGCCAUCGCUAUUGCCAAAGAGACCUGUAAAAUGUUGGCACUCGGCACCAAGGUCUACAACUCCGAGAAACUCAUCAGCGGUGGUCUCAGUGGCGCCAUGGCCGGCGAAUUGGUAGAGAAAGCCGAUGGCUUCGCGGAAGUGUUCCCCGAGCACAAAUACCAAGUGGUCGAAAUGCUUCAGGAUCGCGGCCAUCUCACCGCCAUGACAGGCGACGGCGUCAACGACGCGCCUUCAUUGAAGAAGGCGGAUUGCGGAAUCGCCGUCGAGGGCGCCUCUGAAGCCGCGCAAUCCGCAUCCGACAUUGUCUUCUUGGAGCCUGGCCUCUCCACCAUCAUCGAUUCCAUCAAGGUCGCCCGCCAAAUCUUCCACCGGAUGAAAGCCUACAUCCAAUACCGGAUCGCCCUGUGCCUCCACCUCGAAAUCUACCUCGUGACCACAAUGAUUAUCCUCAACGAAAGCAUCCGCACCGACCUCGUCGUCUUCCUGGCUCUCUUCGCCGACGUUGCCACCGUGGCCGUCGCCUACGACAACGCCUCCUACGAACUCCGCCCGGUACAGUGGCAAAUGCCCAAGAUCUGGAUCAUCAGCAUCAUCCUCGGCCUGCUCCUCGCCAUCGGUACCUGGAUCAUCCGCGCCACCCUCUUCCUCCCGGACGGCGGGAUCAUCCAAAACUGGGGCUCCAUCCAAGAAGUCAUCUUCCUGGAAGUCGCCCUCACAGAGAACUGGCUCAUCUUCGUCACCCGCGGCAGCUCCACCUGGCCCUCCCUGCCCCUCGUCGCCGCCAUCCUAGGCGUGGACAUCCUCGCCACCAUCUUCUGUCUCUUCGGCUGGUUCUCGAACCGCGACAUGAUCACCGAUCCGUACGAUCAAUACAUCAGCAAAGAGACGAGCAAUGGCUGGACGGAUAUCGUCACCGUGGUGCGGUUAUGGGGGUACUGUAUUGGAGUGGAGAUCGUGAUCGCAUUGGUGUAUUACGUGUUGAAUAAGAUUGCGUGGUUGGAUAAUUUGGGCCGCGGACGGCAGGACAAAGGGGAUAAGGCGAUCGGGCGGGUAUUGGGGCAUUUGGCGAAUUUGUCGUUGGAGUUUGAGCGCAAGGAGGGGAGGAAUGGGCGGGUGUUUUUGGCCACGAGUACCGAGGAGGAGGAGGUGGAGUGA
Molecule: messenger RNA, 2988 nt
Organism: Aspergillus ibericus CBS 121593
Lineage: Eukaryota; Fungi; Ascomycota; Eurotiomycetes; Eurotiales; Aspergillaceae
Product: plasma membrane H(+)ATPase
Exons: 5
Coding region: 1-2988 (995 amino acids)
Biological process (GO): proton export across plasma membrane; regulation of intracellular pH
Cellular component (GO): plasma membrane
Molecular function (GO): ATP hydrolysis activity; ATP binding; P-type proton-exporting transporter activity
Source: RefSeq, a predicted model, not a curated record